Molecule: messenger RNA, 7090 nt
Organism: Chiloscyllium plagiosum (whitespotted bambooshark)
Lineage: Eukaryota; Metazoa; Chordata; Chondrichthyes; Orectolobiformes; Hemiscylliidae
Source: RefSeq, a predicted model, not a curated record
GGGUGGAGAUUGGGAUUUAAGUUGGGAACUCUGAGAUCUCUGGGUUGGGGAGAGGUAUUACGGUGAAAUAUUGGGUGCGUUGGUGAGCUCAAUCCUGAACUGAGGAGAGAUAAUUGCAGGGGAUAGAUUGGGUGAGAUUUUGUCAUGGAAAGUACUUGGAAAUUUGGGGAGAAGAAUUGGAAUAAAAUUGUGGUGAGAUAUCUAAGGGAUUGGGGUGUGCUAUGGUGGAAAAGAUAGUGUGAAUUUAAGUCAGCUCACUCUGAGGGGUGAUGUCUGAGAUCACCUGGGUUUAGAGGUAAUAUAUUAAUUUGAGGAUUGGCUAACCAACAGAAAGCAAAGUUUCAGGAGAAAUAAGUCUCUUUCUGGGUGGCAAGCUGUAACUGAUGAAUGCCACACAGUUUGGUCUUUGGGCCUUAACUAUUUAUGGUCUAUUAUUGACUGGAUGCAGGAAUAAAAUAUAGCCAAGUUUGCAGAUGACAUUAAAAUAGAUUGUUGAUGUAGAAGUCAGUAGAGAUGAAAAAGGCCGAAAGAUCCCAGAAUAUCUGAUUCAUUUUAAUGGUUGGAACAGAAGUGUGUUAAUUGAGAGAAACAAAAAUGAUGCCACUGGGCCUGAAAUUUCACCUGGAGAAUAAUUAGAAGCUGGGAUAGAUGGGCAGCAGAAGAUCAUGUACUUCGUGACACAGAUGAAAAUCGCAGAUUACAGCGUAAAUUGGCCAAGAAAGCUGUGGCUCGCAUGUAAGAAUAAUUUACGUGAUGAAAAACAAAGGGAAAAAGAAGCGUCGUUGCCGGCUACCUGGUGUUGACUCAGUGCUGAAAAGUCUCCCUGCGGAUGAAAAGGAAGACAAUGAUGAAAACUCUUUAAGUGCUACUUCUAACGAUGAGGUCGAUGAUGACGACGAUGAUGACAAUGAUAUAGAUGGCACAGAUGACGAAUCAUUAGAGUGUGAAGAUGACAGUGAACCAGAAGAAAUAAUAGAUAUGAAGGAUGAUCAAGAGACUUGUUCUAAAAAGGAAAUGGAAGAGAAAACCAUAAAUAUAGAAAUUCCAGACAUUUUGAAAAAGAAACUUGAGGAUGAUUGCUAUUACAUCAACAAAAGAAAAAAGUUGGUGAAGCUUCCAUGUCAGACGAAUAUUAUUAAUAUUUUGGAAUCCUAUGUGAAACAUUUUGCAAUUAAUGCAGCCUUUUCAGCCAAUGAAAGGUGUCGUCAUCAUCAGAGUAAUUCACAGAUUCCAAUGAAUCCUCAUUACAUUCCACCUGAGAAAAAUGUUGAACUUUGUAAAGAAAUGGUGGAUGGUUUAAGAAUCACAUUUGACUUUACACUACCCAUGAUUUUGCUCUACCAGUAUGAACAUGCUCAGUUCAAGAAGGUCACUUCAUCUAAGUUCUUUGUUCCAAUCAAGGAAACCCUGUCAAAUGUUAGGAAUACUUGGAAUGAAAAUUUUUGCAAAAUGGCAAUAAUGGAGGCAAGAUUACCGCCUUUUCAUGAGAGAUUGAGAGGAGCAUGGGCUGGACCUCAAAAGGAACAUUCACCAAGUCCUCCUCCUCUUUUGAACCCGUCAACACCACAAUCCACAGAUAGUCAGCCGUUGUCGGGAGAUCCUGCAACACCAAAGAGACGGAAAAUUGAUCCUGAAUCUGUUCAAUCAUUGAGGCGAUCAGCACGGCAUGCAUCAGGGUGUGACAGGCUGUCUGAAAGCAGUGCCUCCCCACAGUCAAAGCGCCGCUUUUAUGAACCUGCCCAAAUGCCCAGACUGCUUUUACACUUGGAGAAAAAAACACCAGUCCACAGUGGCUCUUCCUCUCCUGUCACCCUCACACCUAGUAAAGAAGGGGUUACAGUGUUUGACUGCAGGAGGAGUAAUGAACUGAAUGAGGUUUUGUCUUGGAAAAUGAUGCCAGAUAAUUAUCCACUGAUUGAACAGCCUCCUGCACCCUCUUAUAUCUAUGGAGCUCACCACCUUUUGCGACUGUUUGUGAAGCUACCAGAGUUGUUGGGAAAAAUGCAAAUUACUGACCGGAAUUUGAAGGUCUUGGUAAAGCACCUUGAGCUGUUCCUUAGGUUUUUGGCUGAAUACCAAGAGGACUUCUUUUCAGAAUCUGCUUAUGUAGCUGCAUCUGAAGCUUACUAUUGUACAAAACGUCCUCAGGCCAUCUACUGAAGCAUUAGCAGAGCUGUGAACUUGUACUCACUUGUAACACAGUGGUUAUUAUUCAAAAGGAAUGUAAAUUAGCAUCUUCAGCUGAGAACAAAAGGGCACUUCUGUCCUCCUAAGAAGUGCUGCCUGCUGGAAAUCUAUUAACAUUGUGGAGAUGGACCACUUUUGAACUCUGCUGUUUCCGCCUUCAACUUUUCAUCUUCUCGAAGCUGUGUGCACUCCUGUUCUUCUGUGGUUGUGUCAAGUUGAUUAUGAAAGCAAUGACUGUGUGCAGCCAUAAAUUUCAGGAGACUGCAGUGCCUUCUGAAGGACAGACUGCAUUUUUUGAACAGGUCUUGGUUCUGUAUAAAUUAUUUUUGGAUGUCCAUCUUGAAGUAGUGGGAAGCCAUGUUUUAGAGAUGUUCUGUGUUGUUCCAAGUUAAGUAAAGGCUUGUAUAAUUUUCAGUAGUGCUUGCUUACCAAUUGGAAAAUACAUUUUAUGUGCUAUCAUAAUACUUUGUUUUAUUGAUGGUUAUAUCCCUGUUGAAAACAAAAAGUUCAGUCAUACAGUUUUUGAGAGUGUUAUUUCAUGCAGUGGACCAGCAUCUGUAAUCAUCUUGGGUUAAACUCCAGUGACUGUGUGGUAAAAGUUGGGACCACAAUUCCUUUUUUUGAGCAGGAGAACAAGCCGACUCUAAGUUGCUUUUGUGUUACUGCGUAAUGAUUGAAAAUAUAAAGCUGUGGCAGAGUGAAAAGUCUUUCUCUUCUCUAGAUGAAACAUAGUGGUGAUACAUUCCUCCAUCUACUAUCCCAUCCAAAACUGUGACUCUUCACCAUUGUAAACUCAUUUCAAACUAGCAUUUCACAUUCAGCAGGAAAUCUGAUUGUUUGUUUAAUAUAUUUAAUUUCUAAAACAUGGUUAUUAUAGUAUCUAGUUGAGAAAAUUUAUAGUGGUAUCAAUGAUUGAUCAGUUUUUAGGACCAAACUUAGCUAUUGACGACCGUCUCAAUGUAUCUAAUUUCACAUGAAAAAUACUGGUUGAGUUUUAGGUAAAAAAAUUCAUGUUCUUUGAGUAAAAGACCUCUUGGUCAGAAUUUUGGGCUUACUAAGGAAGAAAAACCACAAAUCAUCUGAAACAGAAAAUGUAUUCAAGUUGUAAUAAUAACUGGGUUUGCUAUCCUUAACUGCCGAAUAUAUCCUUAGAAGGCCUAUUCUUAGCUUAGUCAUAAGGAGACGUUAAAUCUGGAUAAACAGAAUUCACUGGCAUAUCAAUAGAGGUUACUUAGGAAGCCUUGUACCAAGAGAGCAUUUUACCAGAUCAGAUCUCAUCCAUCUCCAUUUGAACUUUAUUCCUCUUGCUGCGGUCUCUCACUCUAUAAUGGAAAAUUCAAGACACUUUUACAAAAAUAAAACUUAAUGUGUUCAUAAGCAGCAAAAUAUUAGGAAAGCAAUGUCCAUUUAUGUGGAAACUUUACUGUAAUGCAGUGUCCAAGGGAAGAAGUAUCAAGAGAAUUUGUUACCAACCUACUCAGAGAUAUUGGAUAGGAAACCAAAACCCUUCCAUGUUUCUAAGGAGCAGCUGAAGUUAAGCACUGGUGCAAGGUUUUAUGGAGAGAGAGAGAGAGCAGAGAUUUAUCUAAGGCACUGUACUCUUUAGGUAUUUAGUGCAAUAUUGCAAUCAUUCCAAGGAGGUGGACUAAUUGGUGUCAGUUGCCUGCUCCAACCAUGUAAUCGGCUCUCAGAUGCUCUUUUUAUGUCUGAUGUUCUGUGUCAUCUAUAUUAAUUUCCUUUCUCACCUCUCUUCUGUUUGCAUCAACCAUGGCUUCAUACAUAAUGAUAUAAGUUGAGCAUGCCAUUGAUAAUGACAGUCAUUACUAAGUCAAAUAGGAAAAGGUAACGAUUCCAACCUUUUCCCCUACCCUCAUUAAUUGGUUUUAAUUUUGACAUGAGGGUUGACUUUUAAAAAGAAUGAGAAAAGUUAUGUUUCUGGAAAACCAUUACCAUUUUCUACUGUGUAAUUCAAAUGCUCAUGUUUUAUAUCAUUUUUGAGCAGUAUACAACUAUUUCAUAACUGCCAAUUUCUAUAUCUUUAGAUUUAAUACUAAUGAGCUCAAGUGAAAGGAUCAUGCGAGAGUGUUCUGCAGUGGACUUCACCUUGUGGAAGCUGGUCUGAGAUUCAGUGGAACAGUCAAAAAAAUAGGAAAAAGGGAGAAAGGAAGAAAUUUAAAAUAGUCAACAAUUGUGACAGAGAAGGGAAUAGGAAAGCUAAAGUUAAAACUAAGAUUAAUGAAUUGCAAAUCACCUGGAUCUAAUGGCCUGCAUUCUAGGGACCUAAAAUUAAGUAGCUGAAGAUCCUGGAAAGGUCCGGUGGAUAGGAAAACCACAAAGAUAACACGACCUUUUGAAGAAAAGGAGACACUGGAGAAAACUUAUAGGUUAGUUAUUCUAACAUCUCAUUGGGCAUUAGAACAACAUAAUAAGAUGAGGCAAAGUCAGCAUAGUUUUGUAGAAGAAAAUUAUAUUUAACAAAUUUAUUGGAGUUCUUUGUAAAUGUAGUAAAUAGGCUGGAUAAAGUGGAUGCAGUGCAUUAUGGUGUCCAAACCUGUAGUGUUGGGCAUGAUACAUAAGCAUGGUUAGAGGUGUGGCUGUCAGGGCACAGAGAGCUGUGAUAUGAGGAUCAUUUUCAGCUUGGCAAACUCACUAUUGUGCUACCAGGAUAGGUGCUGUGGGCACAAGUAUUUAUGAUAUAGAUUAAUUAUUAAGAUGAUAGGAUGACGCUAAUUUGGGAUUCAGUCACCAGUGCUAGCUGUGAUAUCAUCCUUAUAAAAAAUAUCUGACACAAACAAAAUUUUCUAUGCUAUGGAUAUGAUCUCCAGGUCAUCCCUUCUGGAAUUCUAUUUAUUAACCGUUGAUAAUGACAGUCAUAACUAAGUCCAAUAGGAUAAGUUAAAGUUUCCAACCUGAAACGUCAACUCCCCUCCUCCUCUGAUGCUGCUUGACCUGCUGUACUUUUUCCAGCUCCACUCUGACUCAGCACCAUGUACAGUUCUCACUAUCUCAAAGUUAGGAAUCAACAAUCAAGUUCUACCACAUAAUCAAUUACUGCAAAAUUAAUCCUGGCAAAUUUCUCAAUGUAUUCCAUCCUUUCAGUAAUAAAGUUGUCUCUUCAUCCAAAAAUUAAACAAUGAGAGUGGUCUGGAGUUUGAGGUUGUGUUCCAGUCCAUUUAGUCAUCAAUUGACCAAACCAAUGUAAAAGAUCAAGGAAAUUCAAGCGUGGGUUAUGUUUAGCGCAAAAUUAAUUUCCUUAUGUUAAUAAGUGCUAGUUUAAAGGGUAGCAUGCUGAAUGUUGAUGUCACCUAUAAAACUUUGUUACAGAUUAUAUUAAAGUGGUAUAACCUUGAGAAACAGGCAUAAUUUUAGUCAGUGUCGGUUGGAAAUGCUUCCAAUAAGUAUUCUUCUGCAAAUAUCUUCCCUCUUCGAGUCUAAACUUGAAUCUGCGGCUAUAGAGCUAUGAUUCUUAACAGGAAAGGAAAGUUUUGAUUCAUGUUCAUCUUUGCUAUUUUCAUGUGAUAGGUACAUCAUGGAAUUAUAAUUUUCACCCUCUGUUGUGGAAUUAAAUGACAAUCCAUAUCAUAUCACAGCCAAGCUUGAAAGCAUUGUUUCAACAGGGAUGUGGAUUUUCAGCUUAACUUGUAAAAUGACAGAUGUAAUUAUACUAUUCAGAAUACACAUACAAUGUAUUAGAUUGGCAGAAAAUAACUGUGAGCAUGUGUAGUGUAAAAGUUUUUAAUAUUCCAUUCAUUGUAAUCUCAAACAUUUUAAGAAAAUGUUUGUGCUUCGGGUGUUUUCAGAGUUUUGUGAGGCUUUUAAACCCAGGUGUAGAGCUGGAGGCAGUUCAGCUUGAACCAUAGGUUAUAACUGUUGUCAUGACUGCCGGAGAAUUGCUUUAUAUUGGUUGCAGUUUUGUACCAAAAAUUACAUCAACAAGAGCAUACAAAGCAAGACUUUUUGGGAACAAAAGGAAAAUUGUAUGUAAAUGCCUUUUAAAAUGAAUAAUUUUCAAUUAAUCAUAUUAAAAGAAAUGUAUUAAAGGUCUGUGAAUCUGUAGUAUUGAGGAGAGCAGAGCAAAGGUUUCAUGUUUAAUAAACAAUGCUUUGUGAAGUGGUCAUAAAUAGUACUACAAAUCUAUUUGUAUCUCUUACAAUUAAGUUGUGAAAUGGUUUACCAUAAUUUGUUUAAAUAAUUUUGCUGCAAUAUCAAUGGGUCAUCUACCAUUCUGAACACCAGAAAUCCCACGUCAGACCACAGACUAUCUUCAAUCAGAACACAGUUAGCAGAAAUCUCACAGAAGACUGAUUGCAUGAUCUUUAUCUUCUAGUCUUAUUAGUACCUCCUGUUUAAAAAAAAUUGCUAAUAAAUGACUUUUAUUUUUUCAUAGUAUUGUUCGGAAAGGAGACAAGUACUAGCGACAGGUUUAGAUCUGUUCUGAAAGCUUGCUCAGUUUUUAUGUUCUGCAUCUUUGCAACUAAAUUGAUAAUGUAUAAAGUGACUGUAGUUUAUAAAUUCUGUUUACAUAAUUGGUGUGUACUCACAUAAACACAAAAGUAUAAAUAAACCAAGAAGGAAGGUGGGCUACAGUGAAUUCACAAAAUUUGCUGUUACCUUGGUUGUUGUAUUUAACUCGCUGCAUUAACGGCAGCAUUGCAAGUUGAAAGAUAAAUUUGAUUCUCAAGACGUUUAAGCCAGUAGGGCUUAAGACUUAAGUCUAAUGAGAGCCUGUCACCCAACUGGGCUUUGCAUGUUUAUUAUGAUUGUAUUGUUCUUACCUGUCAUACCUACGUUUUAAAAGCUUUCUUUCAAAAUCUGUCCCCAUAAUCCACUGUCUCAAACUUUGAAAUAAAACUGACCAAUGAAUGGCACUGUACAUAUGCCAAGUAUAUAUGUACAAAGAUUA